Molecule: messenger RNA, 2862 nt
Organism: Raphanus sativus (radish)
Lineage: Eukaryota; Viridiplantae; Streptophyta; Magnoliopsida; Brassicales; Brassicaceae
Exons: 15
Coding region: 672-2825 (717 amino acids)
Biological process (GO): lipid metabolic process
Source: RefSeq, a predicted model, not a curated record
CGGCCUGUUAACUAACUAACUAACGUCACAUGUUUGUAUAAUUUGCAGUGGAUUUUGGUCGACGGUAAAGAUGUUCCUUUCUCAGAUUCCUUUUGUUGGGUGGAUGAUACAGUAUCCUCUCAUGGUUGUUGAGCAACUUGUACGAGGUUCUCGUUGAAAAAGAUCCAUCUCGCUCCUCUUCAUGCACCUCAAAAAGGCCUCUCUCUAGAAUUCCAAAACAACUGCUGCUUUACUUUUUUUUUAUUUUCUUUUAGAAACAGAAUCAAAUCCUUUUACCUUGUUUUUUUGGGGACAUGACAGAGUCUUUGCACUGUUUCAGAUUCUAACUUUCUUUCUAUAUAUAUCCAAAAAAAAAUAGUUAUCUUAAAUGUUUUUUUCUUCUCUCAUCGUAACGUACCAACUCAAUCUUCAUCAUGUAACGUGGGGAUAACGUAACCAUAGUUUUGAAUACAAAACAUAUCUGAAAACAAAAGAUCAAAUUGUCUGUCAUUAGUUUAUUUAUUUAUAUUUCGUACGGACAUUGGUUUCCAGAUGUGUCUGUCAGCAAAAGAUCAAAUUGUUUUUUUUUUGUCUGUUUGUCUCGGAGAGAUGUCUCUUCGUGCUUUCAUGCCCGUAGAGACAUUGACCUAAACAUCAUCAGCCAGGGGGAAAUACAAAAACCAAACAAUCAAAUGAUGAUUUCGAGGUUGAAGAGAGUUAGGAGAACGAUAUUGGUUCUCGGCUUUGCCAAUUUGGCCGUCAUCGUCUCAGGCUGUGUUCUGACUCUCGUCUCCACCUCAAACUGCGACAGCUCCUCACAGCUAUUCCCCCUCUACGCCGUCUGUUUAGCCGCAUGCGUCAAACUAGCCGCCAUGGUUAAGGUCGCCACUACACAGGAGCUCAUGGCCAUCACCAUCAUGGAUUCUCCUACUCAGAUCAGCCUCGAAAGAAAGAUGAAGUAUAAGACAUGGCUUUGGUGGACUCGGUUUGCAAUGGUAAUAACUCUAAUGCAAUUCCUUGCUGCAACUUUCCUUAUGUUCCGUGUCUCCACCUUUGUUUCCCCUGAUGGCAUGCCAAGACAUUGCGUUUUAGGGUUACCUCCAGACACACGUGGGUGGAAGCAAAGGCUGCAGGUUUCCUUCUUGAUCACGGUUUGCUUUGUUGCGUUGGCUCAAUGCUUCACGGGGUCAGAUAUAUUGCAAUGGAGGUCUUUCUAUGCAACUCAAGAUGAUGCAUGGAAAGCUCAUUACCAGGAGGUGUUUGACCAUGGGAUUCGUGAAGUUUUGUGCUGUCUUGGACGUCGUGAGUAUAUGGGUGUUAUCGAGGAAGAUGAAGUGUGUUCAGUUGCAAGACUGUUAGGUGAUCUUGUUUCGUAUAGGGCAUCAGGCACUGGCCACUUGGAGUUUUUGGCAGGCCUUGCUCUGUUGCAGAAUAAUAGCCAGUUUCCUGAAGAUUCAUAUGAGGACUGUAUGCAAGCUCCAGCGUUUCAUCUUCAGGAGGCUGCUACGUUUCAUAAAUUUGCAGAAGCUGCUUAUACUGGGCCACUGCUAGAUGUUGGGAGAAACCCUGCCUUGUUUUUAUGCACAUGGAUCUGUAGGCAAGGGAUCUUAACACCUUGGAGCCGUAAAUGGAGGCCUAAACUUGAUGGUGAUAAUUGGUGGCGAGGUCAUGCAGCUGCCUUCCUUAAGUUCAUUGACUUUCCUGCUCAUGUUCUUCGUCGAGGUCGGAUUUGUAGUGAGAAGUGUAAGGCGACAUAUUUUGUUGUAGUGUUACAUUAUCUGAGAUGUGUUGUAAUCGCUGUCAGAGGAACUGAGACGGCUGAAGACCUCAUAACUGAUGGUUUAGGUCGUGCUUGUUCACUAACUCCUCAAGACUUGGACGGCCUAACAAAUCGCAUUCACGUUAUGGAUUCUUCUCGUAAACACUACGGGCAUUCGGGAAUAGUAGAAGCUGCAAGAGAUCUAUUUAGGCAAAUAGAAGGAGACCCUGGAGAGUCAGGAUCUACUGGCUUCCUGUCCUCGUUAAUUGGUGAUGGAUGCGAGUGUGCUGGCUACAGCAUUCGCAUCGUUGGGCAUUCCUUAGGAGGUGCUAUCGCCUCUUUACUAGGAAUCCGACUACGUUGCAGAUUCCCUAACCUAUAUGUAUAUGCCUAUGGACCUCUCCCAUGUGUAGAUCAAGAUGUAGCAGAGUCAUGUUCUGAAUUUGUUACUAGCAUUGUAUUGGAUAAUGAAUUCUCAUCACGGCUCUCGUACGGAUCAAUCCGCCGACUCCAAGUAGCAGCAAUCAAAGUACUGUCUCAAGAUCCUAAAGCUGAUACAGCACUCAUUUUCAGACUCGCACGCCGGUUCUUGUCUGCUAGCAAACGGCACAGACAGAACGAUGUGGAAGAGCAAACUACAGGAGAAGCAAUACCAUCAAUAGUUAUUGGUGCUGACGAAUCACAAGAAAGCCUGCAAAAACAAGAAGAAGAGUUCAUUAAUCCUUUCCACGAGAUGGAGGCCUCAACAGAUAGCCCUGUCUCUCAGUUUAUGGAAACAGGCCCAACAAGAGCAAAUUAUGAUGAUGAUGAUGAGGAAGCUCCGGAGAUGUUCUUGCCUGGUUCAGUCAUCCAUAUUGUACACGAAGGAAACAACAUGAGCGUCCCUAUAUGGCGAGGAUGGCCGAUCUGUGAUGUUCCAGAUGGCUACAAAGCUUAUGUUGCAAACAGAGAGAGCUUCAAAGAAAUUAUGGUUUCUCCAUCAAUGUUUCUUGAUCAUCUUCCUUGGAGAUGCAGACACGCAAUGCAGAAGGUUCUAGAAUCUCGAAGUCUCUACUGCGAUCUAACAAGUGAAUCUGAUAUAGUAUGACCCCAAACAACACAAUGUGCAUAUAUGGUUUGACUAA